Molecule: messenger RNA, 2929 nt
Organism: Centropristis striata (black sea bass)
Lineage: Eukaryota; Metazoa; Chordata; Actinopteri; Perciformes; Serranidae
Gene: rpn1
Product: ribophorin I
Exons: 10
Coding region: 291-2093 (600 amino acids)
Cellular component (GO): oligosaccharyltransferase complex; membrane
Source: RefSeq, a predicted model, not a curated record
GCAUGGAUAUUUCAUGGUCAGACAGAUCAACAGGGAUACAUAUUUAAAACAGAUUAAGUAAAAAUGUAUUUAUUUUCUUAAAAAACGUCUUAAAUCAAUGUUUUUCUGUUUUUGUCGGUUUUGGCUUCCGACCGCGUUGCAAAGAGCGCGCCCUGACGUCAUCACGUCGGGACGAAUGAAGCGUCAUCCUUUCUGAUGUAGAGCGGCACGGCGGCCUUUCUUUGCUGCUCUACAUUUCCUUCAGUCUUCCCACUCUUAUCCCGGUAAUUUAGCUUUGAAUUUCUCUAACCAUGACUCGAAAGUCGCCACUUCUCGCCGCCUGCCUGCUGCUCCUGGCUGCUGUGAGCUUGGAGGUUUCAGCGAGCGGUUUGGUGAACGAGGACGUGAAGAGGACCGUGGACCUGGGCACUCAUCUGGCCAAGAUCACCGCGGAGAUCGUGCUGUCCAACCAGGGACACUCCGCCGUCCAGAGCUUCGUGUUAGCGGUAGAGGCUGACCUGGCCCCGCACCUGGCAUACAUCGGAGCUUCGGUAAAAGGUGACGAGGAGGAGGAUGGCAUACUUGAACUCCAACAGACAACAAUUCAGGGCCAAAGUGGGGAGUUUUACAAAGUCCAUCUGCCCUCCAGUCUGGCAGCAGGUGCUCAGCUAAAAGCGAAGGUGGAGAUGACAUUUAGUCAUGUCCUGAAGCCCUUCCCCACACACAUCACACAGGCUGAGCGCCAGCUUGUCGUCUUUCAGGGGAACCACUACCUGUACUCCCCAUACCCCACCCGCAGCCAGACUACACGUGUCCGUCUGGCCUCCAAAACUGUGGAGAGCUACACCAAGCUGGGUAACCCCAGCAAGAACGAUGAGGUCAUCGAGUAUGGACCAUUCCGUGAUGUGGCUUCAUUCAGCGAGGAUACCAUGAAGAUCCAUUACGAAAACAACUCGCCCUUCCUCACCAUCAGUAGCAUCACUCGGACCAUUGAGGUCUCUCACUGGGGUAACAUUGCUGUGGAAGAGACCAUCGACCUGAGGCACACAGGAGCCAUCCUGAAGGGGCCUUUUUCACGUUACGAUUAUCAGCGCCAGUCAGACAGCGGCAUCUCAUCUGUCAAAUCUUUCAAGACUAUCCUUCCUGCCUCGGCCCAGGACGUCUACUACAGAGAUGAGAUUGGAAACAUCUCCACCUCCCAUCUGCAGGUUCUGGAUGAUUCAGUGGAGGUCGAGGUCAGGCCUCGCUUCCCCUUGUUCGGAGGCUGGAAGACCCAUUACAUCAUCGGCUACAAUCUGCCCAGCUAUGAGUAUCUCUACACCCUCGGUGACCAGUAUGCACUGAAGAUGAGACUGGUGGACCAUGUGUAUGAUGACCAGGUCAUUGACUUCCUCACUGUGAAAAUCAUCCUGCCCGAGGGAGCCAGAAAUAUCAACUUGGAUACACCUUACAAAAUUGAUCGCAUGCCAAACCAGCUGCACUACACAUAUCUGGAUACCUUUGGCCGACCAGUGCUGGUCGCCACCAAGAACAACCUGGUGGAGCAUCACAUUCAGGAUGUUGUGGUUCAUUACAACUUCAACAGGAUCCUGAUGCUGCAGGAGCCCCUCCUGGUUGUAGGGGCCUUCUAUAUCCUCUUCUUUACUGUCAUCAUCUACGUCCGUCUGGACUUUGCCAUCACAAAGGACCCUGCUGCUGAGGUGCGUAUGAAGGUGGCCUCCAUCACCGAGCAGGUACUGACUCUGGUCAACAAGCGUCUGGGUCUGUACCGACACAUGGACGAGGUGGUCAACCGCUACAAGCAGUCCCGCGACACGGGGGCGCUAAACAGCGGUCGGAAAACUCUGGAGGCCGACCACCGCACCCUCACUAAUGAAAUCAGCUCGCUGCAGGCCCGCCUCAAAGCUGAGGGCUCCGACCUGGCUGAAAAGGUCGGGGAGGUGCAGAAGCUGGACGGCCAGGUGAAGGAGCUGGUGUGUCGCUCCUGCCAGGAGGCAGAGCGACUGGUGGCGGGUAAGGUGAAGAAAGAGGCUUACAUCGAGAGUGAGAAGACUCUGACUGGCAAGAGACAGGAGCUCGUCAGCCGCAUCGACAGUCUGCUGGAUGCCCUCUAAACUACUCCUGCCACACACACACACACGCAAACAGACAGACACCACACUGCAACAACAUACAACCGACUGUUUGUAUGAAUGAAAAUGAAAUGUGACAAAAGCUUACACAUUGUUUUUUUUUGUUUUUUUACCAUCUUUGAACCCUGACAUGGACAAUUUAACAUCUCCUCUCCUGGUAGUGAUGGGUUUAUCCAAACACUUGUGCCUUGUGAUAAACUUGAGGUCACUGCGCGCUCAGCUCCACAGCAGCUACGUCACAACUUUUUUGUUUGUCUGUUUUUAAGUUUGUUGAGCUUCACUUCAACUGCGUCACACUGCUCGGACUUCCUUUUCAUGUUCAAAUCUGGACUUUGUUUUGUUUUUUUCUUCCCCCUCUUAUGUAUGUUUGGUUAUGGGACUUUUUUGGAAAACUCAUAGCAGAAGGGCCCAAGUGUUUUCUUCUCAUGUCUUUACUCACAUAUACCGUAUUCUAAGAUUAAAUCAUCUUUUGCUUUUAAGCAUGAAGGUGACCUGUUUCAAAUCGUAUCUCUUUUGCACUUACAACUUUUUUCUACUCGCCCCCAACUGACAUUAUAUUUGAACAAAUUUGAAGCUCUGAUUCCGUGUCAUCCCAAAUGCUCGUUUUUCAUGUUCUUCGGUCAUAUUUUAUACAUUUUGUAUGAUUUUGUUUUGUAAGUGGUUUCUUUUCUUUCUUUUUUUUUUGGACCAUGAGAUUAGUGAAUACAUGAGAUUAGGUUGUAUGCGAGAAAAGACAUGGGGGAUUGGACACGGAUGAAAAUGGAAUGGGCAAUGAUAUGGAAAGCUGUCAAAUUUGAAAUAAAGUUUUGAGAAACUCA